Caenorhabditis briggsae is the source of this 2691-nucleotide messenger RNA. It is a transcript of the gene Cbr-ufd-3, whose product is annotated as Protein CBR-UFD-3. Bases 1 to 2691 code for a protein of 896 amino acids. The record is from RefSeq and is a predicted model, not a curated record. Gene Ontology annotation, cellular component: cytoplasm; nucleus. Lineage: Eukaryota; Metazoa; Nematoda; Chromadorea; Rhabditida; Rhabditidae. The transcript is spliced from 5 exons. Gene Ontology annotation, molecular function: ubiquitin binding. Gene Ontology annotation, biological process: ubiquitin recycling; proteasome-mediated ubiquitin-dependent protein catabolic process.
AUGGCGGAUUCAGCAGUGGUUGAUGAGGCUAUGGACACGUCGCCGCCGGUCGGAAUUCAGAAUAUCAAAAACUACGCGAUUGGACAAGUUCUCGAAGCCCACAAGUCAGAUGCCAAGUCCCUGGCGCUCACCGAUACCGGAGUGCUCAUAUCGGGCGGUCGAGACGAGACAGUGCAGUGGUGGGGCCCGCGAGCUGGAAAAUAUUCGAAAAUUUUGUCAUUCGCUCAACCGAAGAACAUCGCUGUCAACUCGAUAGCCUACGCGGAUUUGGCAGAUGGAUGGAGGCUUUUCGUGGGUCGGAAAGACGGAUCUAUUGCUGUCUACGCUUCUGGCAACUCGGAACCGAUCACUAUUUUCAAUGAGCACACACAAAACGUGUGUUGCCUGCAUAUAAACCAGAAAGCCACACAUAUGCUUAGUGGAUCAUGGGAUGCAAAUGUAAUGAUUUUCCCGAUUGCAGAGCUAAACAAACCAAGUUUUACGGUAAGAGAAGUUCACAAGUGUGUUGGACACAGCCUCUCCGUCUGGGCGCUCGCUUCGUUCCCGGAAAACCCAGACACGUAUCUGACCGCCAGUGCCGAUAAAACCAUCAGAAUGUGGCACAACACCAACACCAUCAAUGUCUUCAAGGGACACACGGAUGUGGUUCGAGCCCUGGCCGUUCUCUCCAAUGCUCAUUUCCUCUCCGCUGGAAAUGAUGGACACAUCAUUCACUGGGACGUCGCAUCUGCUUCAGUUCUCGGAAAAUUCAGCACCAACGCCCACGACUUUAUAUAUAGUAUGACGCUGAGUGAUUCGCAUAUUUUGACGACUGGAGAAGAUGGAACGCUCGAGUUUUGGGCGAUGGAUGCUGAUAAGAAUGGACAGUUGGCGGUCAGAUCGGAGGAAGUCGUUCAGCUACCCUCGUCGGCCACGUGGGAUGCAAAAGUGCUUCCGAAUUCGGACAUUGCUGUUGCUGGAAGUGACGGAAGGAUCUACAUCAUGUCUAAUGAGCCAGAACGCCAAGCAGCUACAGAAAUUCGAGAAGCGUUUGAUGCGGAAGUCGUUGCGAAGAUCACUCAGAAAAUGGAUCGUAUGCAAGAGGAGGCUUCCGAUGUUGUCACCAUCAAAGUGGACAUUGAUGAUCGACCGACUCAAUUGGAGCUUCGCUAUCGAAAAGGAACGGAUCCAGCGCUGUGCGCUCAAGAGUUCAUUCAGGAUAAUCAAUUGUCAAUUCAUCAUUUGGAUGAGAUCAUCAGUUUUAUCAAGGUAAGUGUUAAGCAGGAAUUGAAAUUGAAAACUGUAAUUUUUCAGCAAAGAAUCCCAGAAGCCCGCGCAUUCGACAUCAAGUCUGGCAAGAAGGUUCUGGUGGACGGAGAGGAGUACGAUUACGCGUUGAGUGUCACUCUUGGACGGGGAGCUGCGGAAAUGAAAAUGCCGUUUAAUAUCAACGAAAGUCCCGAAUUCGCCGCCCAGCGAUUUGUAGAGAAGAACAAAUUGCCAAUUAACACAAUCCCGGUGUUAGCUGGAAUGAUUAGCACGGAGAUGGACAAGCUGUCGAGAGGACAAAGUGCUUCGCAAGCCGGUUACGAAGACCCAUUCACUGGCCCUGGAAGAUAUGUGCCAGGAGGAUCUUCGAACAACGUGCAAAGCGCCGCGGAUCCAUUCACAGGCUCUGGUCGUUAUGUUCCAGGAAGUAGCAACGCUGGAGGAAUGGAUGGAUUCUCUGGAGAUCCGCUGACCGGUGAUGGAGGAUAUCGUGCUGCAAAGGAGAACAAUGGGAAACAUGCUGUGCCACUUUCAUCACUUCCACAGGACAAAAAGAAGCCACGAGGACCACUGGUACCAGUUCCUGAAUAUAUGAUUAUGGGGCUUGCGGGUAAAGGAGACAAGGCGAUUGCAAAGCUGAAGGAAUUGAACGAGAACCAAGAUGCUUUCCGAUUGAAUUCCGACCAAAUCAACUGUCUUGAAGAGCUCUUCCUUCUCCCAUCAUCCUCCAACUACUCGUCAGAUCUUGCUCAAUCUGCAUUCGACACUGCUCUUCAGUGGAGUGUCGAUAAUCUGGUGCCAGUCCUCGACUUCUUCCGAAUCGCUCUCACCCAUGAAUCCUUGAAUUCCUACUUCUGCGCCAGAGACAAAGGACGUGAUCUAGUGGAGAGAUUGAUUGCAAUUCUGGUCUCAGAUCCAACAGAUCUUUCUUUGAGAGUUAUGGUCUGCCGAUGCAUCGCCAACGCAUUCGCCCAUCCUGCUGGUCGGAAGCUUUUCGCAGCGACUGAGCUUUCCACGUUGGCUCCAUUGGUAGUCCACCAGUUUCUCAGCGAUAAGCCGGUGCUUCAGUUGUCCGCUGCCACCGCCUUGGCUAACUGGUCAUUGGCUCUUCUACAACAAUCCGAGAAGGUUCAGGAGUUGGGACCAAAGGAGGAUCUACUGAGAGCUAUUGUAGAUGUAAGUGUUUUUAGAGGACUGAUGGAGUUUUAUUUGUUUAUUUUUCAGAAAAUCGAAACCGUCAGCUCAUUCGGAUACAUCAGUGAGGAUUCUCUUACACGUCUCCUUCAAUCCAUUGUCACCGUGAUGUGGGGAGAUUCUGCUGUGAUUCGGCUCGCCAAGAAUCGUGGUCUCGCCGCUAUUGCCGCUCGUCUUAAAGAUGCCGCUCAAGGAGAUCCAUGCAAAAACAUUGCCCGUGAUAUCGUCGAAAUGACAUAUGCGGUUUAA